AUGCCUCACAUUGCACCCACCAUUGCGAGGCAGGCCCUGCGCAUUGCCUCUCGCCGCUACCCGUCGGCUGCCUUUUCACGCGUCUCUGGAGCCGCUGGGCGUCGUCACUAUGUCAGCGAGUCCAAGACUUCGCAGGCGACGAUCAACGUCGACACUGCCAUCAAACAGGAGCAGCGCGCCUUUCUAGACAAGACAGGUGAACGCCCGAGUGAUGUGAAGAUGCCGACAACGGGCAUGGGCGCCGAUGCCAUGAUGAGCCCCACCGCUGGUAUACUCAAGGAGGCCACCAUCAUGGACCAGGGCUCGCGGCCCAUCUACUUAGACAUGCAGGCCACCACGCCCAUGGAUCCCCGUGUUGUAGAUAAGAUGCUGCCAUUCAUGACCGGCAUGUACGGCAACCCCCAUUCGCGAACCCACGCCUAUGGGUGGGAGACCGACAAAGCCGUAGAGGAAGCUCGCGCAAACAUUGCUGAUCUGAUUGGCGCGGAUCCAAAAGAAAUCAUCUUCACCAGUGGUGCCACUGAGAGUAACAACAUGAGUAUAAAGGGCGUAGCGCGAUUCUUCGGACGCGGGGGCAAGAAGAAGCACAUCAUCACAGCACAGACGGAGCACAAGUGCGUGCUCGACAGCUGUAGACAUUUGCAAGAUGAGGGCUUCUCCGUCACUUACCUGCCAGUAGGAAGUAAUGGUCUCAUUGACAUGGCCCAGCUCGAGGCGGCGAUGCGUCCAGAAACGGCCAUUGUCAGCAUCAUGACGGUCAACAACGAGAUUGGUGUCGUCCAGCCGGUUGAGGAGAUUGGAAAGCUCUGUCGAUCGAAGAAGGUAUUUUUCCACACCGACGCGGCACAAGCCGUUGGCAAGAUUCCCAUCGACGUCAACAAGAUGAACAUCGACUUGAUGUCAAUAUCGGGGCACAAGAUAUACGGGCCAAAGGGCAUCGGAGCAUGCUAUGUGCGACGACGGCCGAGGGUCAGGCUUGAACCCAUCAUCAGCGGCGGUGGCCAAGAGCGCGGUCUGCGAAGUGGUACACUAGCACCCCCUCUUGCCAUUGGCAUGGGAGAGGCUGCGCGGCUCUGCAAAGAGGACAUGGAGUACGAUACCAAGCGUAUCACAGCGCUAUCAAAUCGUCUCCUCGAAGGCCUACUUUCCCUCGAGCACACCACACUCAACGGUGACCGUGAGCGACAUUAUCCCGGUUGUGUCAACGUAUCGUUCGCCUACGUCGAGGGAGAGUCGCUUCUCAUGGCGUUGAAGGAUAUCGCUCUCUCUUCUGGCAGCGCCUGCACUUCUGCAUCGCUCGAACCCAGCUACGUUCUGCGUGCUCUUGGCAGCAGCGACGAGAGUGCACACAGCAGUAUCCGCUUCGGCAUCGGGCGAUUUACAACCGACUCGGAGAUUGACUACGUGCUGAAGGCGGUCAAGGAGCGGGUGACAUUCCUGCGAGAGCUGAGUCCGCUAUGGGAGCUCGUGCAAGAGGGUGUUGACCUCAACACGAUUGAAUGGAGUCAGCACUAAGGCAUGCGUCAUUUUGAUACCCCUGGCGGAACUUGUAUAGUAUGGAGGCGUACAUUCUUUUUAGCACUAGUUAUGGCCACGCUCGCUGAAGCGUUCACGAGAGACAUGACUGUUAUUUACUGUACUAUACGAUAGAGCUCUACGAAUGAAAUGGAUUGAGC
Exserohilum turcica Et28A is the source of this 1676-nucleotide messenger RNA. RefSeq lists its product as uncharacterized. The record is from RefSeq and is a predicted model, not a curated record. NCBI's taxonomy places the organism in Eukaryota, Fungi, Ascomycota, Dothideomycetes, Pleosporales, Pleosporaceae. Gene Ontology annotation, cellular component: mitochondrion; cytosol; nucleus. Gene Ontology annotation, molecular function: cysteine desulfurase activity; pyridoxal phosphate binding. Gene Ontology annotation, biological process: [2Fe-2S] cluster assembly. The coding region runs from base 1 to 1515 and encodes 504 amino acids. The transcript has 3 exons.